Molecule: messenger RNA, 772 nt
Organism: Microstroma glucosiphilum
Lineage: Eukaryota; Fungi; Basidiomycota; Exobasidiomycetes; Microstromatales; Microstromataceae
Product: ankyrin
Exons: 4
Coding region: 21-551 (176 amino acids)
Biological process (GO): regulation of gene expression
Cellular component (GO): nucleus
Molecular function (GO): protein binding
Source: RefSeq, a predicted model, not a curated record
GCAUAUACUCAAGUGCAAUCAUGAGCGACAACGAUGGCGCCACUCCAGAGGAACAGCUCCUGUUUGCCUGCAGGACAGACAAUCUAGACCUCUUCCAGACGCUCAUUACUUCCGAAGAGAACCCACAGCUCAAUGUCAACACUACAGACAGGUUCGGAAUGACACCGCUGCAUAUCUGUGUCCUCUACCAGAGUACCGAGGUACUGCCGCUGCUCUUGGAGGAGGAGGUAGACGUUGAUCUGAGGGAGAAGGGCAAGGGUGAUACUCCCCUGCACGUCGCCAUGAGGAUCGAGGAUAGCGAUAAUGAGGAAAUGAGGAAUUGGCUUGUCGAGCAACUUCUCUCAGCAGGCGCAGAUCCCAAGGUUCGCAAUUCAGCAAAUGAGAAGCCAGAAGACCUGCUACUCGGAAGCGCAAAGGAGUCUGAGAAGGGUCAGGAAGUCAGGAGGAUGUUGAGGGAUGCAGAGGCUGAGAACACAUUUGCGAGCAAGGGAGAUGUGGUUGAUGAAGAUGCUGAGCCUUCAGAUGACGAGCCGCCGUCGGAUGAAGACUAGACUGUAGCUUAUCGAGCUUUAUGCCACCACAUAGAUGUCGGAGAGGUGGAGCAGAUACAAUCGGAAAAUUUAUUACACAGCCCAGAUCGACAAUCUCAUAUCUAGCUAUGGUGAUGUCGAAGAUGCAUGCACUGGACGAUAAUAUUACAAUAAGCAGCAGACACUCUCUGCCCCGUACUCAUCUCUUCAUUCUAGCCCGCUUCAUCAGUUCCUCCACUCCC